Messenger RNA from Pimephales promelas (fathead minnow), 850 nucleotides. Lineage: Eukaryota; Metazoa; Chordata; Actinopteri; Cypriniformes; Leuciscidae. The record is from RefSeq and is a predicted model, not a curated record.
CUAUAGAACAGAGAACACAUCCAGGAACACAACUGAGAGUGACAGCACCACACCGACAUACGGACUUUUUCUCUCUGGAUUUUAAUCUUCUGUUUUCUUGUACAUGGAUUCUGGUGCCUGGAACAUGGCACUUCUCUCAGACAAGGGUCAUUCCGGGAUUGAACUCCUAGACCUGCUCCUCGAGCCCCAUAAGGUCUCUCAUAUGGAGAGCAAUGGUAACCUCCCUGCGUGGUCAAUCACAGAUCAAAGCAGUCAGUGUCAUGGUGAAGGUGGUGUUGAUGACUUCCUGGACUCUCUGCUGUCAGAGCCCUGCUCUCCUCUCUGGGUCCCUUCACCCUGUGACAGUGGAAUCAGUGACGACACCCCGUCAGACCACCUGGACAGCCCCCCACCACCCCCCACCAGCCCGCUCUUCGACUCCAUCUUCCUCCCUCCGCAUCCUCAUCUUCUUCCUCAGCCGUCCGCUCACGGCACAAACACAGAGCCGGAUAUCUCCAUUGAUCUGGCAGAUUGGGAGUCCAGUCUGUUCACUGACGGUCUGACAGACUCUCACUGCACGAGAACUCAACCAACCCCUGUUUACCAGCUCACUGUGAAAGAUCUGCUGCUCUCCAACAUCGGAGAAUCGACAAAACCCUCCGACCAGCAAUCCCAGCAAGAACUGAUGCUCAAUGAAGAUGAGAAGAAACUUUUAGCCAAGGAAGGAGUCAAUCUUCCCAGCCAACUGCCUCUAAACAAGUACGAAGAAAAGAUUCUGAAGAAGAUUCGAAGGAAAAUCCGGAACAAGCAGUCGGCACAGGAGAGCCGCAAGAAAAAGAAAGAAUAUAUAGAUGGACUGGAGGGCAGGUAA